Molecule: messenger RNA, 786 nt
Organism: Alternaria novae-zelandiae
Lineage: Eukaryota; Fungi; Ascomycota; Dothideomycetes; Pleosporales; Pleosporaceae
Exons: 3
Coding region: 1-786 (261 amino acids)
Source: RefSeq, a predicted model, not a curated record
AUGGCCGACACAGAAAACGACCACUAUGGCAAGAUCGACUUUUGCACGCUGGGAAUGUUCAUCAUCGAUGAGAUCGAGUUUCCCCCACCAAAGCCGCCAGUCAAAGACAUCGUUGGCGGAGCUGGAUCAUAUUCCGCGUUAGGCGCACGCAUCUUCUCCCCGCCGCCACAAUCAGAGUCUGUGGGUUGGAUUGUAGACUGCGGGUCUGACUUCCCACCUGAACUGCGCGACUUUAUUGCACAAUGGAAGACAGGUGCACUGAUACAGUACGAUAAUUGCCUGAAGGCGCUAAAACAUGUCGACAUUGUCAGUCCAAACCACGGGGAACUUGGCGGCUUCUUUGGCAAGAACACCGACGGGAAGGAUCAUGUGGAUUUCCGAACAAUCGAAGAGCUAUGCGGUCAGUGGCUAGACAGUGGGGUCGGUGAUGACAAUGGUGGGGUCGUCGUGCGUUGUGGGAAAGACGGUUGCCUGGUUAUGCGCAAAGGGUUAGGCAAAGGGCUGCGCAAAUGGAUGCCUGCGUACCACCAGUCAGCAGAGAAGGUGGAAGACCCUACAGGAGGAGGCAACAGCUUUCUCGGUGGACUGGCGGUCGGCCUGGUUCGGGUACCAGGGUAUCUCGAGGAGGCUGCGAUUUGGGGGUCCAUCUCGGCGAGCUUCGCCAUUGAGCAAGUCGGUAUGCCCGUUCUCUCACAAUCAGCAGACGGGGAGACGUGGAACGGGGUUCGUGUCGAAGAUAGGCUUUCAGAUUUCAAGCAGCGCCUGGCUAGUUAUAUACAGCCAUAG